AUGGUCGAGUAUUUACUGGAUGAUCACCCUGGCCUCAGGGGUUCGUUGGACGAUAUGACACACGCUGGAGAUCAUUUCUCACAAUACUACCCAUUUGACACGCCUCAGGGUAUUUCAAGAUUGUCGAGUGUAGGCGUAAAGUCCCGUGAUCCGGUUUCAAAAGAUUUUGGACGUCCUGGACCAAGUUUGACUCCGAUGGAAUGUGACAUUGCUUGUCCAUAUAUGCGUAAUGGAAUUUGGUGUAUUGUGGGAGACCCCCACGCCUUCUACAGAUGUGAAGAUGGUUUUCAGCUUCCCACAGAACGGUGCAUGUUUGGAGCGAUGUUCAAUCUGGCUACGUGGCAAUGUGAAAAUCCUGGGCCCAAAGAAGAAAUCCCCAAAUGUAAAUGUGGACCACGUGGUAAAUUAAUUGCCAGAAAGGAGUCGUAUUAUUACGACGAUGACGAUAGACAGGGAAAUAGAACUAGAAAUAGACCAAGUGGUGUAAACAAAGACUUCCAGCAUGGUAUCAAGGAAAUGAAACAUGGGAAUACAACACCUUCAUAUAGUAAUAUACGAUUGCUGAAUACGUCGAACUCAGGCACUCAACCAGAGUUAUUCGAGAACACUCAUAAACAAAUAGACCACCGUGCAGAAAAGUUAAAACAUAUGAUUGAACUCUCCGAAUCAAUGCAAUCAAAAUAUGAUGAAAAUAAAAAUACCAACGAAUAUCAAAUCCAGAAUAAAGUCUCAGUUCCAGGGUCAUCUGUCCCCGAUUCGUCAGUUAGGGAUUCUCCGAUCCCUGAUUCGUUAGUUUCGGAAUCUUCAAAAUCUUCUGUUCUUGAAUCCUCAGCUCCAGGAUCCACGAAGAGUACUUUGAUCAGGAGAGCUGAUGUUCACCAGGUGAUUGAUAAUCAUAAAUUUAACCACUUAAAACAAAUGAUGGCGCUUGCAAAGAAAGCCGCUGAGAUUCCUAUUACAAAGGCGAAAUUAAUAGAUGGCAUUAGUCAUGUCAAAGACCAAACGUUUGAUGCUAAAGGGUUAAACACUCAAACGCUAACAAAACACGAAUCGGACAAAACUAGUCACUUAAGGCAAAUGAUUAAACUUUCCAAAAUGGCGGAAUCGGGUAGUGAUCCACAUACCCACCAAAGAAGCCCUAUUGUGAAACAACCUGAUAAGGUUCAACAUUUAAAUCGCAUGAUUGAAAUGACAAAACGUUUAAAGUCGUUCAGCAAUCAUAAGCCAUCUACAUGACAUGCUUGUACAUACAAAAUACAACUAUGGUACCUUAGCUUGUAUUUGCGAAUGCAACUUUCGGCUGUUAGCUACCGUAUUUACCUAAUAUUCUAUGGGUAACUCGGCAUUUAAAUAUGCAUAGAACCUGCCACUAUAGAAUAGUAGGUCAAUCCGGUAGCCGACAGCCGAACGUUGCAUUCGUGAAUACAAACUGCCUCCAUAAACACGCAACGAGUAGUAGAAUAGUUGAAUAAGAUUAACAGGGACGUUUGAGGUAAUUUUGAAAGGACUUUUAAUUAGCGUUAUUAGUUUUGUCUUAGGACUAGUAACAUUAGUGCUAUAAUAUGAUGUUAUAACAUUAUUUUUGAAAUAAACUAUGAUAAUAUUAAAUUGUUUAUGGAAAUCACAAAUGCAGUCUAUUAUUCGUUAAGAAUAUAUGUACACGUUUCAUUGAGAAAUCACGCCACAAGAGUUAAUCAUAUGGAGUACUCCAUUACAGCAAUCUUUAUUAUAUCCAUCAUCUUGUGGAAAUUUGUCGAUUGUUCUCUUCGGGGCAGAAUGUUUUAGGAAUCACGUCACAUCAAUCAAGGCACAGCAGCUUCCCGUGUUUAGCUGAAA
Molecule: messenger RNA, 1836 nt
Organism: Owenia fusiformis
Lineage: Eukaryota; Metazoa; Annelida; Polychaeta; Sabellida; Oweniidae
Source: the annotation of a GenBank genome assembly